Molecule: messenger RNA, 1943 nt
Organism: Mercenaria mercenaria
Lineage: Eukaryota; Metazoa; Mollusca; Bivalvia; Venerida; Veneridae
Exons: 7
Coding region: 651-1799 (382 amino acids)
Cellular component (GO): plasma membrane
Molecular function (GO): calcium ion binding
Source: RefSeq, a predicted model, not a curated record
UAGGACAUAUUGUUGACGUUUCUUUAAAGAUAAUUUCAUUUUAAGCACGUGCAAAUCAAAUUACUUCGCUAUUACCUUUAUGUAUCUAAACUGCCUAUCAGUAAUGUGUUUAUUUCAGUCUGUGUGUAAUGUUACCAAUACGAUUUAGCGUGUCGAACGAAACUGAACUUCUUCAACAUACUUGUUUCACAUGCGGUAGCUCAGGCUUACAUCACAAAAUGCACAUAAAAUCAUUAAAUGUUGAUAGCAGAUUAGAGCGAUACCGUACUCAAAAUAAUACAUACUAAAAUGUUAUAGCGAAAUUGUGUUCCUAUUGAUCGAAUUUUAAAACAUGUAAAUAUAUCGUUAGUGACAUGUUUGUAAUUAUAAAAAUUAUCGAUUAAAAACAUUGGGCACAUGCUAUUGGAAGUGUUAUUAGAUUAUGUGCACCGGAAAUGGUUAUUUCAGACAUGUUAACAACCAAAAUAGUAACUAAAAUCAUACCGGAAUCAUAAAUAUAAGUCAACACCUAUUAAUAUCGAUGCAUUUAGUGUUUGUGAUAAGCUAUAAGCAAGAAUAGUGACAUUACACGUUUAUUUUGUGUAUUAAAAGUUGCAGAAUCACUUGCGAUAUCAAUAUCGGUCACCAACUUCUACAGACGUUAACACACAAUGAAAAUGUGUGUUACCCCUAUAUUAAUUCUGCAUUGUGAAUGUCAAAAGACAGGAUACUACAAACCAUCAAAUGAACAGAACAUAACUAACACAGCAUACGUGCCAGAGGGUUACAUCGGGUGCUUUAUAGAUUCCGGAAACAGAGCUCUGAACGGAAAGAGAAGACAAUUCUACCCAAACAGUGGCACAAUAUGUAAAAGCUUUUGUAGAGCGUAUGGAUAUAGAUAUGCUGGAACUGAGGGCAGAGAAGAAUGUUUUUGUGGAAAUGAGAUUAGGUUAAAGAGGCCAGCUUAUAACUGUGAUUAUGAAUGUGAAAGUAAUCCCUCAGAAUUCUGUGGGGGUUACUGGCGGAUUUCUAUAUAUGACACCUGGUAUUGUGCCACUGAACCAUGUCUAAACGGCGCCACAUGCAAGGACAAAGAUGCAGACCACUACAGCUGUAUCUGCACUGAAAAAUGGACAGGAAUACAUUGUGAGAAGCCACAAACAACAGUGCAAACGUCAUCAUCAUCAUCAACAACAACAACAACAACUUCAACAUCAACAACAACUAGUAUUGCUGUUACUACGAAAACCAGUACCACCCCCGGAGAGUCGACAGAGGGUACAAGCAGGGCAUCAAAGACAAAUGUGACAGAUAUUCCAUAUAUAAAUCCUACAGAUUCAGCAAAUAAUGGUAUGAUUGCCGUGUACGUUCUGAUUCCAGUUAUUGUAAUUACUCUAGCCAUCCUUCUUGCAGUUUUUAUCUCACGGAAAAGUCCUUUGAAGUGCAUGAACACAUCAGCUGAUGAAAAGUCAUUAAACCAGAACUCUUCUACAUACUAUGAAAACCAGAAAUAUAACACACAGCUCGGUACAGAGAGGUCGCUACAAUCAGACAAUGAAAAUGAAGGUACUAGAGAUGGUCAACGUAUAAAGUUAGAAUCUUCAGGUGUCGCAUAUUAUAAUACUGUUGACAAUAUCAAAGGCUUCGAAUGUAGCUAUGAGAAUGUGAUAAAUUCUGAAAUUGGAAAUGUAUCACAAAACCAAACUGGAGUCCAGUGCGAGUCAAAAUAUAAUAACGCUUCGUUUCAGUGCUAUGAAUCUCUGCGAAAAGAAACGCAAGGUAAAGACAACAGUUACGACUGCUUGAAUAUUCAGCAUUAAGUUGAACGGAAUGUUGAAUCAGCUAUUAAAGUUGUUCAAAGUUCACAUUGAAGAAUACCAUUUUUAAUUCACCUGUUCGGAAUCUCGUGAGUUGGUAUGACUGAAAUUGUGAAUUAUAAUUGUUAAUACAAAUCCCUGUUUUCA